AUGCAUGUGCAAAAACAUGGCGACAAGCAAAAAAAAGCAAGUAUGGGCGAAAAAAGUAGAGCGUUCGAGCACGCAUGCACGCUUCUGUCCAUUGGGCGCAUGUCUUUGGACGUGUUUCAGAUAUUCAGUGAAGCAGUUUCUGCAUAUAACUGCGUUCUGAAACAGUCAGGCUGCGCCCUGCAAAUCUGCCUAGCAAAAAACGAGCUCGUGUACAGCAAAGUGCACAGAGGACUUUUGAAAAUGUAUACAGAAGAAGCAAAGAGACCCGCAUGCAGGGAGAGAGCAGUACACACGAGUGGGCUCUCGGGCGUGUGCAGCAUGCUUGCCAGAUGGAGCAGAGCAAGCUCUGUCGAGGCGCACCGCCCAAAGAGGGGAGAAACACAGCGCCAGCACUCGCCGGAAAGCCUUGCGCUGCGGAGCUUGGCCACGCGCGAAAUAUCCGCAUACAUUCGCGCAAAUCUAACGGAAACAUUUGACAAAGCAUUUGUGCAAGCGUCUCAGCGCGGGGAAAGGGAAGCUUCAGACGCGCUCUGUCUGCAGUGCAAGUUGGUGACAGACCGGAGGGUGGGGGAGUAUCUUUGCGAGGAGAGUGUCUUGGGCUGGUCCGAAGAAAGAGUAAGAGAAGCCGUUGUAUUAAGAUUGGACAGGAUACACCAGGAGUAUGUGGCGCUUGAAGCACAGGCAGAGCCUUCUGGCCAGCCGCUGCGCAGCCUGGACGAAGAAAAGGCAUGCGCAAGCAUACGGGAAGGGCUUAAAGCGCUUAUGCACGAGAUACGGCCGCUGCUGAAGGGCUGGAGCAUGCAGGAAGACACCCACGCGCACGUUUCAGAGGCCGUGCACUAUAUACUAAAAGCUGCGAACGCCAUGCGCGUAGAAUAA
Messenger RNA from Nematocida major, 879 nucleotides. RefSeq lists its product as uncharacterized. The transcript has a single exon. The coding region runs from base 1 to 879 and encodes 292 amino acids. NCBI's taxonomy places the organism in Eukaryota, Fungi, Microsporidia. The record is from RefSeq and is a predicted model, not a curated record.